Symbiodinium natans is the source of this 2616-nucleotide messenger RNA. The record is from the annotation of a GenBank genome assembly. Lineage: Eukaryota; Dinophyceae; Suessiales; Symbiodiniaceae.
AUGGCCCAGCGUACGAGGAUGGAUGCGGAUGAUGGCAAUGGCUUUGGGUCGGGACAGACGGUUCCGCAGCCACCGGUGGGUAUGCAGCCAGGAGCCGGAAUGUUUUUCCAAGCGCAGCAAGCCGCGAUGAUGCAGCAGGGACUGUACAGGACGCCUGGACUGGCGCAGUUUGCUUUGGGUCAGAGCUCAAUGGGCGGAGUGCCCACUCGGCUGGUUACCCUCCUAACGGACUUGGAGGUUGUUGCGCUCCUAACGUACCUGGAGGCUGUGUUUUCCAUGGUGGCCAGAAUGGGCCAAGUCCUCCUAACGUACCUGGAGGCUGUUUUUUCCCCGGUGGCCAGAAUGGGCCAAGUUCUCCUAACGUACCUGGAGGGCCAGGCAGGACCUGCUGGAGGUGGGUCUGCACCUGUAGGGCCAAGAGGGCCAAAUGGGCAGGAUGCUGAUGUUGAUAGUCUGGAGAAUGUGUCUACCCCGCAGGGGCCGCCCGAAGGGCAUGAGGCUGUAGGCCAGCAGCGCCUGGCAGCCCAACUUGGUGCUCACGAGGAGCCUUCUCACACGCAGUGUGGUGCAACUGGCCAAGCAGAUAUGGCUACUAUGAUGGCACUGCUUCACUCGCAGGGCGAAGCCCUGAGAAGUUGCAUGGCUGAGGUUGCUAAUCUUGGCAGGCGGGUGGAGCAGCUGGCCCUUGGACGAGGGCAGCCUACGCAAGAAGAAGGUGCUGGUGGUAGUGUUGGCAGAAUGACCAAUGCAAGCAGUGGCUUCGGUGCCAGAGUGGCGCCACCUCAAGGACAGCAGUUUUGUGGAGCUUCUGCUCGGGCAAAGCCCGAGAAAGAGGAGCAGGACAUCUUUACGAAGUCUGAAAAGUGGCUUCCUGCACUUCCCAGCCCGCAGUUUGAUGGCUGGAAGAACCGUGAGCAGGAGAUUUUGGGCUUUAACGAGUACCUGACUACCUUGAAGGGUUGGGUUGCUCUUGGUAGUGAUACUUUUCCUAUCGAGAUUGAGCAAGCCAUUAGGUGGCCUCAUGAGAUUUUUCAAGCUACUCUCACCAAGCCGCAAGCUCAGAGGAGCAACAGGCUCCUUGCUAUCUUGCGCCAAGCUUUUGCCAGCCACGCGAGAGCAGACAUGAUUUUGCGUUCCUAUGUAGAGGGGGCUACGUAUGGAGAAAAUCUCCAUCGAAGCUCUGGGGACACAUGUGGUUUUGAAGCCUUACGCCUUUUAGGCCACGAGUUUUCCUUACGCUCUCGGGCUGAAGCCAGCUACUUUCGUGCCGAAUUCAUCAAGCGCAGUUUUCGUGGAGAGUCUGCUGCUACUCAUGUCUCAGACAUAGUACGCAAAGUGGACGUCGAGCUGUCUCGCUACAAAAGACUUGUUGAGACUUUGCCUAGCGCCGUUUCUCGCGAUGGUCUCGAAGUAGGUUCGUCAGAUCUCACCCUUAUGCUUUUGCGGAGUAUUUCAAAAGAUGCCCGCUCUUACUGCCUUCUCCAUGCCACAGGAGAGUCGUACGUGGAGUUGCGAAAGGCAGCUCUGCGUUACGAGUCCCAACAGCGGAUGUUUUCGGAGAUGGGUCUCGGUGACAGGCAGGAGCGUCUUGUGAAUGAGCUAGAUGACCCCACUGGCGAGUGGUGGGAAGAUGACGAAUGGUACGAGGACGAGACUGUUAGUGCUUUGUCUGGCAAAUGCCGGCGUUGUGGCAAAGCAGGCCAUUUUGAGAAAGACUGUAAAACAGAUCUUUCGAAAACUGAGUGUUUCAAGUGUGGUGAAACAGGCCACAUAGGAGCAAGAUGCCCCAAAGCCAAGACCAAAGCGAGGUCUCACUCUGACACAAGUAGCCAAAGCAGUAAAACUGCAGAGUCUCGAACGACUGGCAAGCCUGUUUCUGCUAAGGGAAAGGGCCGUGGAAAGAGCACUCAGGCCAAAGGCCGUGGUUGCUCAGGCAAAGGCGGCAAGAAAGGCAAGAUGCACGAGCUCACUGAAGAUGCCGAAGGCGAAGAAGCAGCUCAGGACGAUGGGACCUAUGAGGCUGGUGAGUAUGAAGCCGAAGAAGAAGGUACUGCGAGCAGUUUGCUCAUGAUGCCUCUCCUUCUCAACGACGAUGUUGAAGAGAAGAGUGAGUUUGGUUUGUGUCCUUUGCGUUCUCUUUGUGAUGCGUUGAUGCUGUUUCAAGUGGACACAGAUGACAGUUGGUCAUGGUGGCUGCUGGAUUCAGGCGCCUCUGUGACAGUAAUGGCCACGCAGUUUUUGAGCAAGUACUCUUUCUCCCACCUUACGGAUGCUAGUCCGGGAGGUUUCUCCGCCGCGAACGGUUCUGCUGUACAGAUGUCCAAACGCGGUCGCGCUAGAGUCGCUUUUGAAACCAAGGACUCUGUGAUGCCGUUUGACCUGAAUUGCUAUGUCGGCAAAACGCGGCACAACAUUAUCAGUGUACCUCAGUUGAUGGACAAAGGUUGGGAAAUCCACUUUGUCAGUGAUGGGUGUCACCUGAAGCAUGCGUCAGGCGUGAUUAUCUGUGACAUAACUUGGUACUGUGGGUGUCCAUGGUUGCGGGCAGUUGAGGUUGCCGAAGGCGAUCUUGAUGUGCCUAAAGGGUCAAAGGACCCAGGUUUUCACCAGUGCUAA